Molecule: messenger RNA, 263 nt
Organism: Staurois parvus
Lineage: Eukaryota; Metazoa; Chordata; Amphibia; Anura; Ranidae
Source: the annotation of a GenBank genome assembly
GACGGGACCUCUGUACGAGGUCCCGAUCAUGUGAUCACUGAUUGGCCAAUCAGUGAUCACAUGCAAAGUAGUAAGCAAGAUGUCACUUGUGACAUCAUUGCUUACUACGUGUGAAAUCUGUGAAUGAUCACAGAGGUCACAUGGUACAAGGCUAUUCACAACAGCCUUGUACCAUGUGAAAUGCUGUGACCAAUCACAGCUCACUCACAGUACUUCUCAAUGAGUGCAGGAAUGCACACAGAGAGAAAGAGAAAUGAUUGCUU